AUGCCGCGUCGAUUUGCAACUGCUAAAAAAUUGACAUUUGUUACAGCCGGUUAUGACCAUACCAUACGGUUUUGGGAAGCCCUCUCAGGAAUUUGCUCAAGAACUAUCCAACAUUCCGAGUCGCAAGUAAACAGGCUCUGCAUAUCUCCCGAUAAACGUUUCCUCGCCGCAGCUGGCCAUCAUAAUGUCAAGCUCUACGACAUCAAGUCGACGAAUCCCAAUCCUAUACUCGCGUUCGAGGGGCACACUGGCAAUGUUACAGGUGUCGCAUUUCACUGCGAAGGAAAGUGGAUGGUCACUAGUUCGGAAGAUGGGACGGUGAAGAUCUGGGAAACUCGUAGUGGCACCGUGCAAAGAAGUUAUACUCAUGGGCCUCCUGUUAAUGAUGUGGUUAUACAUCCCAAUCAGGGCGAAAUCAUCAGCUGCGACAGAGGGGGGAACGUUCGUGUAUGGGACUUGGCAGAAAACAGCUGCUCUCAUCAAUUGAUUCCAGAAGAGGAUCAGCCGGUGUCGAGCGUCACCGUAGCAAGUGAUGGCUCUACACUGUGUGCAAGCACAAACUCGGGAAACGUCUACGUCUGGCACCUCCUUCAACUACGUGAAAAAACCCAACUCAUCCCUAUUACCCACUUCAAAGCUCACAAUUCGACCAUAACUCGCGUGCUACUCUCCCCAGACGUCAAGCAUCUUGCAACAUGUAGCGCCGACUGCACGGCCAAGAUCUGGGAAGUCAAGGACUUAGAGUCCAUGAUUCCCCAGCCUGGCCAGGUAAAGAGCAAGGAAGAAACCGAGAAACCAUUCAAGCUCGAAAGUACACUGACCGGACACCAACGCUGGGUGUGGGAUUGCGCUUUCAGCGCCGAUUCUGCCUACCUCGUGACUGCAUGUUCUGACCACUACGCCCGGUUAUGGGAACUCCACAGUCAGCAAAUUAUUAGGCAGUACAAUGGUCAUCAUCGGGGUCUCGUUUGCGUGGCUCUUAAUGAUUACUCGGAAGCCCGAUGA
This is a messenger RNA of Glarea lozoyensis ATCC 20868, 1005 nucleotides long. RefSeq names its product Putative isomerase YbhE. The transcript is spliced from 3 exons. The coding region runs from base 1 to 1005 and encodes 334 amino acids. Gene Ontology annotation, molecular function: protein binding. Gene Ontology annotation, biological process: regulation of actin cytoskeleton organization; TOR signaling. The record is from RefSeq and is a predicted model, not a curated record. Gene Ontology annotation, cellular component: TORC1 complex; TORC2 complex. NCBI's taxonomy places the organism in Eukaryota, Fungi, Ascomycota, Leotiomycetes, Helotiales, Helotiaceae.